Messenger RNA from Aspergillus melleus, 1437 nucleotides. RefSeq names its product protein serine/threonine phosphatase PPT1 (gene ppt1). The coding region runs from base 1 to 1437 and encodes 478 amino acids. Gene Ontology annotation, cellular component: nucleus; cytosol. The transcript is spliced from 4 exons. Lineage: Eukaryota; Fungi; Ascomycota; Eurotiomycetes; Eurotiales; Aspergillaceae. Gene Ontology annotation, molecular function: protein binding; protein serine/threonine phosphatase activity. The record is from RefSeq and is a predicted model, not a curated record.
AUGGCUUCCUCCGAUCUCGAAGCUGCCACCGCGCUGAAGGUGCAGGGAAACAAGGCUUUCGCCGAGCACGAAUGGCCUACGGCAGUGGACUUCUACACCCAGGCGAUCGAGAAAUAUGAUCGCGAACCCUCGUUCUUCAGUAACCGGGCCCAGUGCCAUAUCAAACUCGAGGCCUAUGGCUUUGCGGUGGCGGAUGCUACCAAGGCCUUAGAAUUGGACCCCUCCUACACCAAGGCCUACUGGAGACGAGCCCUUGCGAACACCGCCAUCCUAAACUACCGCGAUGCUCUAAGAGACUUCAAGGCCGUUGUGAAGAGGGAGCCGAAUAACCGCGAUGCGAAGAUCAAGUUGACGGAUUGCGAGAAACUCGUGCGUCGGGUGCAGUUCGAGAAGGCCAUUGAAGUCGGAGACCCGCCGUCGGCCUUUGAGAACCUGGAUAUUGAUUCGAUGGCGGUGGACGCCAGCUACGACGGUGUGCGAUUGGAAAACGAGAUGACGCAGGAAUUCAUCGACGACAUGAUUGAACGGUUCAAGAACGGCAAGAAGAUCCACCGCAAGUACGCUUUCCAGAUCAUCAAGGCCGUCAAGGAUAUCGUGUACGCCGAGCCCACAAUGGUCGAGAUUGGCGUGGACCAGGGCAAGCGGUUGACGGUUUGCGGUGACACCCACGGCCAGUUCUUUGACCUGCUGGAGAUCUUCCGGUUGAACGGCUACCCAACCGAUACCCACGCCUACCUCUUCAACGGCGACUUCGUGGAUCGUGGGUCGUGGUCCACGGAGAUUGCCUUGCUCCUGUACGCCUACAAGUGGCUGCGGCCCAACGGCAUCUUUUUGAACCGCGGAAACCACGAGACGGACGACAUGAACAAGGUCUACGGCUUCGAGGGCGAGUGCAAGGCCAAGUACAACGAGACGGUCUUCAAGGUGUUCUCCGAGUCGUUCUCCGCCCUACCGCUGGCCACCUUGAUCGGCAACAAGUAUCUGGUUCUGCAUGGCGGUCUCUUCUCCGACGACAAGACCACCCUGGACGACAUCCGGAAGUUGAACCGCCACAACCAGCGACAGCCUGGCCAGCAGGGUCUGAUGAUGGAGAUGCUGUGGACCGACCCCCAGACGGAGCCUGGCCGCGGACCCAGCAAGCGUGGUGUCGGUCUUCAGUUCGGACCCGACGUCACGAAGCGAUUCUGCGAGAACAACGGGCUGGAAGCGAUCAUCCGUUCCCACGAGGUUCGUAUGGACGGUUACGAGGUCGAGCACGACGGCCGCUGCAUCACCGUGUUCUCUGCUCCCAAAUACUGCGACACCACGGAGAACAAGGGUGCCUUCAUCAAGAUCGGACCGGAGCUCAAGCUGGAAUACCAGGUGUUUGAGGCGGUGCCUCAUCCGGAUAUCAAGCCGAUGGCGUACGUGCAAAACUCGAUCAUGUCCAUGAUGUGA